AUGGCCGAGAAGGGCCUCCUCAGAAGGAUUUUCACAGCCGUGCAGAAGGCGCCUGAUGCCACGGCAUUGCUAUGGUACGACCCAUCGAGCGGCGUGCACAAGGCAAAGCGCUACCAGAGCUACAAGGAGGUCUGGACGGUGGCAUCGCAGGCCGCCGCGGUGCUCCGAUCACUCUCGCAGCACGAGACGGAGACCGAGAAGACCGCUUUGGGGGAUGUCUCCGUGCGAGUUGGCCUUAUGCUCGGAGGCGGACCGGCUCUUGCGGUGCUCGAGCUCGCAGUGCUGCUGGCGGGCUUCGCUUUGGUGCCGCUGGAUGCAGAAGAGCCACUGCCUCGUCUGCAGUUCAUCAUGGAGGAUGCCGGACCGCUGCUUGCCUUAGUCGUGGCUGAGCCUCAAGUUGAGAAAGCCCAGAUGCUGCUGCAGAAUGGUUCUGGAGGAACAAAGCUUCUCCGAGAUUCCGAACUUUUGCGAAGCGAGGUGGCUGAGACCUCUGACUGUCGACCGCCAGCUGACUUCGUUGAAGAGCAGAUAUCUCACAUCUUUUUCACUUCGGGAAGUACUGGACGUCCUAAAGGUUGCAUGUGCAGCUUCCACAACCUGGUCACAUAUUGCUUGGCGAAGAAUACCAUCCACCAGGUCGAUAGUUCCAGCAUCGUCUUGGUCGCCAGUGCGCACACCUUCGACCCGUCUUUGGGCGACUUCUUCGCCACGUGGGUGGCGGGUGCCACCGUGGCCUUGGCACCACGGGCGGUGCUGCAGGCAGCGCUCGGAAGCUGCCUGAGCAACACCGAGGCGAGCCACAUUCAAACAACUCCUGGGCAUUUUGCCACCAUGGAGGCGGGAGCUGCUCCUCACUUGCGAGUGGUCGCCUUAGGAGGCGAGCUGAUGCCGCAGCCACUCCUUGCUUGGGCCGCUGAUGUCCGUCUGCUCAACACAUAUGGUGUCACGGAGUGCACAGUUUAUCAGGCAGCCGCAGUGCUCUCGCCACAGAGCAGCCCUCGCUUGUUGGGGUCCGCGCUCCCGGGCACAAGGCUGCUGCUCGCAGCUGGCAGAGGCGACGAUCCGAAGACCUGUGUCGAGGACAGCAGCGAUGAACACGGCGAGCUGUGGAUCGCUGGUCCACAGGUCGGCCUGGGGUACGUGAGGCGCCCGGAUCUGACGUCGGAGCGGUUCCGGGACUUCCCGGGCCUUGGCCGCUGCUUCCGAAGCGGCGACCUGGCUGCAGCUCGAGAUGGGGGCUGGCAGCUGCUGGGACGCCGCGACGGUAUGGUGAAACUGCGUGGUCGCCGGGUGGAGCUCGGAGAGGUGGAGGAAGUGUUACUGGCUGCAGCGCCCGAGGUCAUUUCCGCGGCGGCUGCUGUCCUGGCGCAUCCAGGUCCUCGACUUGUUCUGUACUGCGUGCUGCAAGGACAGCAGCCGGCAGACUGCGAAGAAGUGUCCUGUGCGCUGCUGCGACGUUUGGGAGAAGAUCGGCUGCCUCCUCACAUGGUCCCGAGUGCGGUAAUUGCGGUGGCAUCGCUCCCUAUGACCGGUACCGGGAAGGUCUCACGCAGGGACUUGGCACAAAGGGCCUUGCCCGAGGACCCAGAAGGUCAAGCAGACCUAUCUGGGGCCACGGGAAGCAUAGCUGCCGCCUGGAGCGAGGUGCUCGGAGUCCCUGUUCGAAGCCCCAGGGCGCACUUCCUGGCUUUGGGAGGGGACUCCUUGGCUGCGCUGCGCGUGUGCCAGCGCUUGGCCAAGAGGAGUGCAAAAGAGGUGGGCUCCUUCGGCGAGCUCUUGCCGGAGCCUCUGCAGGGGCCUCAGACGACCGAGUCACGGUCAGACAGAGAUGUCCAUUACAUCACAGCCGCUGCCCCCAAUGCCUCCGUCUCUCCCGUUCUGGCCGAAUCGACGGGUCAACAAAGAAGGCGCUCAGAUUCUGAGAACUUCUGA
This is a messenger RNA of Symbiodinium necroappetens, 1932 nucleotides long. Lineage: Eukaryota; Dinophyceae; Suessiales; Symbiodiniaceae. The record is from the annotation of a GenBank genome assembly.